This is a messenger RNA of Brettanomyces nanus, 2388 nucleotides long. RefSeq lists its product as uncharacterized. Bases 1 to 2388 code for a protein of 795 amino acids. The transcript has a single exon. The record is from RefSeq and is a predicted model, not a curated record. NCBI's taxonomy places the organism in Eukaryota, Fungi, Ascomycota, Pichiomycetes, Pichiales, Pichiaceae.
AUGCUUUUCUCUCGUCACUUCCCAGUGCUUGCUGCACUUGUUUUGUGCGUGUCUAGAGCUUACUCUGCCGAUACAGACGCUCCUCUUGAAAUCGGUCCCCUUCAACUUUACACUCCCGAUGUCAAAGAUUCUGCUGUUGUCACCCCUGCCUUGGUCAAGAGAGAUUUGAAAAGCACCAUAACCGCAGAUUUUACUCCCCUUCUUACCAUCUAUGGCCAACCAGUCAAAGGAGCCGGCGAGAGUAUUGAAGUUCUUCUUGAUGACAUUAUUGAUGCUGUCGCCGAUUGUGAUGGCCUGACCUCCAGUCUACUCAGCCUUGUGUCCAGCAUUGUUUCGCCUGUGACCGCUGUAGGUGACCAACAGAUUACCAAUGUUGCGGGUGCAAUUACUAGUCUUAUCACGUAUGUUGCCAAUGAUAACACAGCUGUAUUGUCUUCAACAAUUAGUACACUUAUCAGUGAACUCAGUGCCGCUAAUACUGCGGAUUUUGCUACCAUUGUUACACUUGUUGCCAGUUUGACUGCGGCCGUAGAGAACUUCGAAGUGACCUGUACAAUAACAGCCACUUCAACCUCCAGUUUGGAGUCAACCUCUAGUUUGGAAUCAACCUCUAGUUUGGAAUCAACCUCUAGUUUGGAAUCAACCUCUAGUUUGGAAUCAACCUCUAGUUUGGAAUCAACCUCUAGUUUGGAAUCAACCUCUAGUUUGGAAUCAACCUCUAGUUUGGAAUCAACCUCCACUUCCGUCACCUCAACCACCACCCCAUCCUCAACCACUGCUCCAACAGAUUUGCUUGACUUUAUCAAUCAGCUUGUUGAUUCUCUAACUGAACCUCUACCUUCUGCCCUCGCUGCAUUUGUUGAAGAAGUUCCUAGUCUUAUUGAUGUUCUCAUUGGUGCUCUUACAGAAUAUAGUAACUCGACCUCUGACCUAUUGAGCCUUGUCAAUAGUACGGUUGACUCUGCUACUGGCAGUGGUGAUUCCAUUCUUCAGAACGCCGGUUCUGAGCUCUCAUCUAUUUUCACUGCCGUUGCUAACGACGAUGAAGCCAGUUUGUCAAUACUUUUCCCUCAGUUAGUGGAUGGUCUAACGAACGCAACGUCAUCCGAUUUAGAAACCCUUGGCAAUCUUAACGCUCAAUUGGAGUCUAUCAUUGAGGCCUUUGGCGAAACUAAUACUUCAGGAACGUCUGCAGGUUCGUCCGGUCAAAGUACUAGUGUGGAGUCUGAUAGCAUUUCUGCAUCCACGUCUGGUAGCAUUUCCGCUACCACGUCUGGCUCACAAUCAGUUGAAAGCUCAACUUCUCAGUCCUUGCAACCAACUGGAAGUGAAAGCUCUAUCUCUCUGUCGGGCCAGACUUCUGGUCAAUCAAGUGUCGUCUCUGCAACCAAAUCCGGCUCAGAAUCAACGGAAAGUGAAAGCUUAACUUCUCAAUCUAGCCAAUCAAGUAAUGCCUCUUCUUCCUCUACAGCAACAAAUACCCCAUACAUUGAAGCCGUCGACGAUAACGGAACUCCUAGUUUCCAUAUCUUCCUUCCAUCAUCCCUUGGUCCUUGGGCUUCCGUCUCCAUCGUUCAGAGUAUUCCCAACACCAACUUUGAGUGGUCUGGAAAAGGUUCUUUCGAUAUUGAUGGUACUCCAGCUUCCGCUUCCGAGUACACUGACGACAGUUCUACUUCGGAGUUGGAUGCUACCUUCUUAGUGUAUCCAUCCGACUAUAAGUUGCUAAAAUACACCUCCCCAAAUGCCGUCACCUCUACGAAUGGUGGCACUUACACCUUGCGGGUUGAUGUCUCCAUUGAUACCAACAUCAUCAGCCUAGUCAAGAGAUCUGAGACCUUUGUCUUGUACGUUAGUAUUACUAUUCCUUCGUCUGGAGCUACUGGAAGCAGUUCAACCGUUGGAGAGUUGUCAACAUCAACUUCUACCGUGGAGGAAGGCUCUUCAGAGGAGUCCUCACUUACUUCAAACGGAUUAUCGGGAGCUAUCUCAACCACUGUUGUUACAAUCACCUCAUGCUCAGAUCACUUGUGUACUAAGGUUCCUGUUACUACUGGUCUUACUGAGUACACAAAAACGAUCAGCGGAAAGGCUACCAUAUAUACCACAUACUGUCCGUUGACGGCGGAGGGAAACCCAUCGGUGACUACGGUUACCACGACUGGUGAAAAUGGAAACACCAUUAUCUAUACCACUACUCUAUCUGCCGAGACAGCUGCAGCCGAGUCUUCAGAGAUAACCACCAACGCUGUGCCUACUGCCUCGUCUUCUGUGUCUGCAGGCACAUCGACUGGAGCAAAUGCUCUCUCGACAUUCGCAGCUGGUGCUAACCAGUUGAUGGCUCCUGGAAGCUUCUUGGCUGGAUUUGUCCUCCUUCUCUGCCUAUAA